Vicia faba (fava bean) is the source of this 1383-nucleotide messenger RNA. The record is from the annotation of a GenBank genome assembly. Lineage: Eukaryota; Viridiplantae; Streptophyta; Magnoliopsida; Fabales; Fabaceae.
AUGGUUCUUUUUCAAGGAUUAUUACUACUGCUAGGUUUGGUUUUGAAUUUGUUGUUUCUGUGUAAUGGAGGCACAACUAGUAGUUUUAUUAGAAACGUUGAGAAGACCGUUGAUAUGCCACUUGAUAGCGAUGUUUUUCGUGUUCCUUCUGGUUAUAAUGCUCCGCAACAGGUUCAUAUAACACAAGGUGAUCAUGUGGGGAAAGCAGUGAUCGUGUCGUGGGUGACCGUGGAUGAACCGGGGUCGAAUGCAGUGCAAUACUGGAGUGCGAAUUGCAAGCAUAAGAAGUUAGCUGAAGGGAAAGUUGUAACUUAUAGAUACUUCAAUUACACAUCUGGUUUUAUUCAUCAUGCUACUAUAAGGAAUUUGAAGUAUGAUACAAAAUAUUAUUACGAGGUUGGAGUUGAAAAUACAACAAGGAAGUUUUGGUUUACAACUCCUCCUCAAGUUGGUCCUGAUGUUCCAUACACAUUUGGUCUUAUAGGGGAUCUUGGUCAGAGCUUUGAUUCAAACAGGACACUUUCUCACUAUGAAUUGAAGUCAACAAAAGGACAAACAGUGUUGUUUGUUGGAGAUCUUUCUUAUGCAGAUAAUUACCCGAAUCAUGACAAUGUUAGGUGGGAUACUUGGGGAAGGUUUGCAGAGAGGAGUGUUGCUUAUCAACCGUGGAUAUGGACUGUCGGAAACCAUGAACUUGAUUAUGCUCCAGAAAUCGGUGAAACCGAGCCAUUCAAGCCAUUUUCGCACCGAUACCGUACUCCUUAUAAAGCAUCAAACAGUACUUCACCCUUUUGGUAUUCUAUCAAAAGAGCUUCAGCACACAUCAUUGUCUUGGCCUCAUAUUCGGCAUACGGAACAUAUACACCGCAAUACCAAUGGCUGGAAGAAGAGCUACCGAAAGUUAACAGGAAAGAAACUCCUUGGUUGAUUGUUCUCAUGCAUUCACCUUGGUAUAAUAGCAACACUUAUCAUUACAUGGAAGGCGAAACAAUGAGAGUAAUGUUUGAGUCAUGGUUUGUUAAGUACAAGGUUGAUGUUGUGUUUGCUGGUCAUGUACAUGCCUAUGAAAGAUCUGAACGUGUCUCGAAUAUUGCAUAUAAUAUUACAAAUGGUAUUUGCACUCCUAAAAAAGAUGAAAACGCUCCGGUAUACAUAAACAUUGGAGAUGGAGGGAACAUUGAAGGCUUAGCAACCAUUUAUACAGAGCCACAGCCAGAUUACUCGGCAUUCCGAGAAGCUAGUUUUGGACAUGCUAUUUUUGACAUAAAGAACAGAACACAUGCUUACUAUACCUGGCACAGAAAUCAAGACGGUGAAGCUGUUGAGAGUGAUCCCAAUUGGUUUCUCAACAGAUUUUGGAAGCCAGAUGAUGUUUCCCAUUAG